GGCUGUGCUGGGACCAUAAUGACCCUAAACCCACUUACCUGUGGCUCAGACCACGCUGUGUGGGUGAGGGGAUCCUCUGGGAUGGCUGGGAAUUGGGGGCACGGCCGCUGCCCACGGCCCCACUCGGGACUCUGGUCCCUGCCAGGCGUCUCCUCGGUGCAACACGUGGCCCUGAUUGGUUUAAAGUCUGAGUGUUAUCACCCACCCCAAGCCGGGGUUCAUACAAUCAAUAGCAAAGCAGCCCGGUGCCGUCGCUGCUGCCCCUGCUCGGCCGCUGCCAUGGGCUACGUGUCCUUGGUGAACAGGACCCGAAGGCUGCUCCGCAUCCAGAACCAGCUGGCAAGAGAAUGCCUGGCCGAGCUGCUGGCCGUCUUCGUGCUCAUUCUGAUCACACUGGGAGGAUCUGCACAGAUGGUCACCAGCUCCGGGACCAAAGGGAACAUCAUCACCUCCUCGCUGGCGGGCGCCCUGGCCGUCAUGGUGGCCAUCUACACAGCAGGGGGGGUCUCUGGAGCUCACCUGAACCCGGCUUUCUCCCUCUCCAUGUCCCUGUUGGGGCAGCUCCCGUGGUGGAAGUUCCCCAUCUUUGUGGCCGUUCAGAUCUUUGGGUCCUUCAUUGCUGCCGGAGCCGUCUAUGCUCUGUAUUACGACGCCAUCUGGUCCUACAGCAACGGGACCCUCACCACCUCCGGGCCAAGGGAGACGGCCUCCAUCUUUGCCACGUACCCCGCCGAGCAUCUCUCCCUCCCCAAUGGCUUCCUGGACCAGGUUGUGGGCACGGCGGUGCUGAUCGUGGGCAUCCUGGCCAUCACCGACACCCGUAACCGCGCCGUGCCGCGGGGCCUGGAGCCGCCGGCCGUGGCUCUGCUGGUGCUGUCCAUCGAGGUGUCCAUGGGCUCCAAUUGUAGCUGCCCCAUGAACCCAGCACGGGACCUCGGCCCGCGGCUCUUCACCUUGUUGGCAGGUUGGGGCACCGAGGUGUUCAGCAGGGGCAGCUGGUGGUGGUGGGUGCCGGUGCUGGCCCCGCUGGUCGGGGCUGUGCUGGGCACGGCGCUCUACCAGCUCUUCGUGGCCUUCCACCACCCCGACGAAGAGGAGCUGGACGGCGGCCGGGCGUGCAGGCAGACCAGGCACUGACGGCCAUGACCCCAUUAAAGAGCCGAGCCGCGGCCCACGCGUGUCCGUGCCGUGGGGGGG
This is a messenger RNA of Coturnix japonica (Japanese quail), 1197 nucleotides long. RefSeq names its product aquaporin 10 (gene AQP10). Gene Ontology annotation, molecular function: urea transmembrane transporter activity; water channel activity; glycerol channel activity. The record is from RefSeq and is a predicted model, not a curated record. NCBI's taxonomy places the organism in Eukaryota, Metazoa, Chordata, Aves, Galliformes, Phasianidae. Gene Ontology annotation, biological process: water transport; glycerol transmembrane transport. Gene Ontology annotation, cellular component: basolateral plasma membrane; plasma membrane.